Actinia tenebrosa (Australian red waratah sea anemone) is the source of this 1873-nucleotide messenger RNA. RefSeq lists its product as uncharacterized. NCBI's taxonomy places the organism in Eukaryota, Metazoa, Cnidaria, Anthozoa, Actiniaria, Actiniidae. The record is from RefSeq and is a predicted model, not a curated record. Gene Ontology annotation, cellular component: membrane.
UAUUGGCUCUUGGAAGAGACCAGAAAAAUAUUAUCUUCGCUUUGUUGUGAGAAAAUUACUAAUAACUCACUAAUAACUCCUUUAAAAGAUACUCUCGUAGUUCACGAGAAAUACAGUCAGUUAGGACUGGUUUUAGGCGAUAGUUUACAGUCAAGAAGCAACAGGAACAACCUAUUCAACAUGGCUAGAUUUCGCUAUUCCUUUAACACUCCUGCGAAGGUAAUGGGGUGUAUUCAUGCAGCUCUUGGAGGCUUGUUGAUCGUAAUGGGUAUCGUUGCACGAAUUCAAGUUUACCAUUGGACAAGUGAGAUGCUCCUUGGAAUAUGGACUGGUGUCGUGUUCCUGUCCACUGGUGCAGUUGCAGUGGUUGGUGCUUACCGCAGGAUGGCGAUGAAGCAGAAGAGAAGCUACAUCAUCACGUUUGUCAUCAUGUCCGUCAUUUCCCUAAUCCUUGCCAUCUUUGUCGUUAUUUGCUAUGCUAUGGCAGUCAUUGCAUUCUUUGGUGGAGAAAAGAUGGGUAAUUUCUCCUGGUACAAUUGGGAUGAUCGUGCCUACACCUCGCAGAACGUUAAAAAAGCCAGGGGAAUCACAGCAACCAUUCUUGCUCUUGGUUUGAAUGAGCUUCUCAUUUCGAUCGUCUCUUUGAUUCAUGGUUUGAUGUGCUGUUGUCUCAGGAAGUGGCAUCAGCUCAAGCAUCAAGAGCUAAACCACAGGAAUAGUACCUAUUCUGAUCACUAUAGACAUAACGCAGAACGCGAGUAACAAGACACUGAUACAACAAGGUACUGCGCAUGCUCGGAAUAUGGCCGACACAUUGAAACAGUGGACUGCAUCGGACUGCAUGAGAGAACUUUAGGGAGUAAAUGGUGAGGGCUGGUGGGGGGAGGGGUAGGGAUAGGUUAAAGGGGAAACAAACAGCGGGGGUGAGCGCCUUUAAGAUCAUCUUACUCUAUUUAGUAUUAAAUUUGUAUUUCAACCUUUUAACCAAUGCAUACUGUUUCUAUUGUUUGUGGAAAACCUUCUAAUGUUUGUGCUAAAAUACUUUUCCCUUGAAAGCCUCGACUUAUUGACGCUGUUAUAUGCAGUAUUUUCCAGCGGCGAUGUUUAUUUUCUCGGACAAUUAGGCGCAUGCGCGGCGUACAGUUAUUGGGAACGAAACCGAGUAGUUCUGGGUACGAGAUUAGUGUCCACUGCAGUAAUACCAGUUUCGAGCAUGUGCAGUACAUUUAAUUUCUAUCAGUGUGUUUUUAGAAUAUUAAUCUCGUCUACAAAUUAUUUUUGUAAAUCAUAUAGUUCGCCUUACAUGUUAAACAAUUUAGACCAGAACUUGCUUUGUUUCUACUUGACCUUUUCUAUUUUAAUGCAAGCAUUGAAAAACGCGCUAAAAUGGAAAGAUAUCCAACCGUUAUGACACUGAAUCAACCAAAAUUAUCCAUCCUUAAUCUUGCGUAAAUCCUACAAACUGUAUCAGAUAUCAUUAAUCGUAUUUCGUAACACGUACAAAUAGGCUAACAAGAUAUUUUAGAGGGUCAAAUUAUACCGAUAAAAAUAUUUUAACAAGAGAAAAAUAACUAGUUAAUUUUUAAAAUAACAUUGGUAACAAACGUUUGGUGCAUAGGAUUGUGGGACUGUAUGAAAUUAAGACGAGGUCACAAAGCUCUGCUAGAAAACGUUGUUGACCCACAAUCCUAUGCACGACGUAAUCCUUACCAGUCUUUCCUUUGAAAUAAGUCAGCCAGUUAAAUUAAGAAACAUAAAAUUUUGUUUUAUCACAGGCGAACAUGUAUUAUAUAUUUUUUCUUGAAAUGCACUUAAAAAAUAUUUGUAAAUUUGUCACUUUUGUAUUGAUAAAUGUAAUAUCUUAUUGAACAGA